Molecule: messenger RNA, 7196 nt
Organism: Panicum hallii
Lineage: Eukaryota; Viridiplantae; Streptophyta; Magnoliopsida; Poales; Poaceae
Exons: 23
Coding region: 440-6811 (2123 amino acids)
Biological process (GO): protein secretion
Cellular component (GO): plasma membrane
Source: RefSeq, a predicted model, not a curated record
ACAGCAUUUUCUUGCCUUGUGCAAGCUGCUGCAACCUGUUGCGUAGGGACAAGCGAUCACUCGCAACUCGCUAAGGUGCAGCACUGCAGCGAGAAUUCGAAUAAUUGCGAGGCGAAAGAACAACAUCAAACCUUGUGAAUUCAGGAAUCAGAACCCAGAUAUAGAGGCUGGAGGCGAGGAAGCGAAACUUCGAAAAGCUCUGCUGCGCUUUCGCCAGAGAACCGAGAAGAAGGAAUUGUGCAGCCAAGCAAGCAAUGUGGCAAGUCGGAAGCGGCACGGCGGCGAAACGGCCCCAGCGUAAGCCAAGCAUCUCUCUCUUGGCGUCUCCCCCCGCGCCUGUGGGCACCCACCUCCUCUCCUCUCCCUCCCUGCCCCUCCUCCCCUCUUCCUCUCGCCGCACGCAAAUGGUCACCUAGGCGCGCGAGGCCGCCGCGCCGCAAUGUCGCACUGCCCCCGCGCCUCGGCCUUCCUCGCGCCGCCGCCGCCCCUCCUCUUCCCGCGCCUCUCGUCCCCUCGCUGGCGCCGGCGCCCCCGCGGCCGCUUGGCCUCGCGGCCCCUCCUCACCCUCGCCCGCUUCGACCAGCCGCCGCUGCUCCGCCUCAAGGUCUCCGACUCCAGCGACUCCCCCGCCGACGCUGCCCACGCCCACGCGCACCACAGCAACAGCCACAGCCACGCGCCGCCGCUGCUCCCGGAGCCGCGGGGCCUGAUCGGCUCGCUCGCGCCCGUAUGGCGGGAGGGGCUCUUCCUCGUGCGCUGCUCCGUCUUCGCCGCCGUGGUCUCCGUCGCCGCCGCGCUCUCGUGGGUCGCGCAGCUCCGGGCCCGCUCCUUCGUCGAGGCGCGCCUCCUGCCCGCGGCCUGCGCCGCGCUCGGCGAGUACCUCCAGCGGGAGGUCCGCCUCGGCAAGGUGCGCAGCAUCUCGCCGCUCGGGAUCACGCUGCAGACCUGCUCCAUCGGCCCGCACGCGGAGGAGUUCUCCUGCGCCGAGGUGCCCGUCAUGAAGAUUAGGGUACGCCCCUUCGCCAGCCUCAGGAGGGGGAGGGUCGUCGUCGACGCCGUGCUGUCCGAGCCCUCCGCGCUGGUGGCGCAGAAGAAGGACUUCUCGUGGCUUGGGAUUCCCGGGCCGUCCGAGGGCACCAUCAAGAGGCAUUCUGGCGAGGAGGGCAUAGACUACCGCACCAAGACGAGGAGGCUCGCCAGGGAGAAGGCCGCGGAGCAAUGGAAUGAGAAGAGGGAUAAGGCUGCAAGGGAAGCCGCCGAAAAGGGGUACAUCAUUCCAAGUGGCCAAUUUGUUUCUCCGUCCACUGAUGAGAUGCUGGAGGUUGAUGGGCCUACCGCGACUGGGAAGUCCAGUCCGCCCCUUUGCGCUGAUGAGAUGCACAAGAAGGAUCAUCACUUGGCAACGGGCAUCGACUCUGGUUCGAAGCAUGCGGAUUUAGAGAAAUCUUUUGGUGUCAAAUCACGGAUUCCAGGGAUCAACCUCUGGUCUAGGAUGAUUUCAAGCCCUAGUAGGCUCAGAUACAGGAGAAAGGCUCACAGUAGGGUGGUGCCAGAUGCUGAUAAUUCUUCUCAGCAAAGGAUUCUUAGACGCAGUGCGGGUGCUGCUGUAGCAUAUUUUCAGAGCACAGGUUGCAGUAACAUUGAUGAUUCAACCCCUGGCCCAGGAAAAAGCUCAUCGGAUGGAGGUCCCACCAAUGUUGGUGGCAGUGAAACCGUUUCAAAUGAUGGAACUGUUGGCAGCUUUGGGACUGCCUCAACAAGUUUGGCUGAAUCACCAUCGGAUAAUCAACUAUCUAGUCAGUUUAGAUCAUGUAAUUUGGAUAACGUGUUAGUAGGCCUCAAUUUGGAAGAUCUGCAGAUAGGUCAGGCCAACUUCCCUCAAGGCCCUAUACUGGAGAAAUUUGAGAUACCUUCUGAAAAAAAAUUUGUUCCUCAGCGAGAAACUAUUUUCGGGAAUUUUAGUUCAUGUACGCAUGGUCACAACUGGGUGCCAUUUUGGCCUUUCCAACUAAAGGGGUUCCCUGCCAGUUUUAAUGCACCGUGUGCAUCUCUGGAUGUUCAAAUUCAGAAAUUGAAGUCACAAUUUGCUAUUGGUCCUGGAGAUACCUCUGCUGAACUUACAGAAGGGGUUAGUCAGAUCCAUACUGGUGGUGUUCAGAAUGCCCUUCCCAUUACCCUUGAUUCAGUUUAUUUCAAUGGAGGGAAUUUGAUGCUUCUUGGGUAUGGUGAUCAGGAACCCAGAGAAAUGAAGCAUGCUACUGGACAUGUUAAGUUUAAAAACAGUUAUAAUCGUGUACACGUGCAUGUAACUGGGAACUGCAUGGAGUGGAGGCAAGACCGGACUUCUCAAGGAGGGGGUUAUCUUUCUACAGAUGUUUUCGUUGACAUAGCUGAGGAAACAUGGCAUGCUAAUCUCAAUGUAGUCGAUGCAUUUGCUCCGCUGUUUGAAAGGAUUUUAGAAAUACCUGUUGUUUGGCACAAAGGAAGAGCUACUGGUGAGGUGCAUAUCUGCAUGUCAAAGGGUGAUAGUUUCCCGAGCAUUCAUGGUCAGAUUGAUGUGAAAGGCCUGGCUUUUCAGAUAUUAGAUGCCCCAUCAUCAUUUUCAGAUAUAGUGGCAAAACUUUCAUUUCGUGGUCAAAGAGUAUUUUUACACAAUGCAAGUGGAUGGUUUGGUGAUGCUCCAGUUGAAGCUUCUGGAGAUUUCGGACUAAAUCCUGAGGAUGGAGAGUUCCAUCUAAUGUGCCAGGUUCCAUCUGUCGAAGUUAAUGCACUUAUGAGGACAAUGAAAAUGAAACCUCUUAUGUUCCCGUUGGCUGGUGCUGUUACUGCUGUAUUUAACUGUCAAGGACCCCUUGAUGCUCCUGUUUUUGUUGGAAGUGGGAUUGUCUCAAGGAAGUCUAUUUCAAUAUCUGGUAUGCCACCAUCUGCAGCUUCUGAAGCUGUGAUGCAAAACAAAGAGGCUGGUGCAGUUGCUGCAUUUGACCAUAUUCCGUUCUCUCAUGUAUCUGCUAAUUUCACAUUCAACCUUGACAACUGUGUGGCUGAUUUAUAUGGUAUUAGAGCUUGCCUAUUGGAUGGCGGAGAAAUUCGAGGGGCUGGUAAUGCAUGGAUAUGCCCAGAGGGGGAAGUUGAUGAUUCUGCAAUGGAUAUUAAUUUGUCUGGGACCAUUUUACUUGAUAAAGUUUUGCAUCGUUACAUUCCUGGAGGAAUCCAGCUGAUUCCACUCAAGAUUGGAGAGCUCAAUGGAGAGACUAGACUUUCUGGUUCCCUUAUUAGACCGAAGUUUGACAUCAAGUGGGCUGCACCAAAUGCAGAAGACUCUUUUUCAGAUGCGCGUGGGAAUAUUGUUAUUGCACAUGAUUAUAUUAUGGUCAACUCAUCAUCUGUUGCCUUCGAUUUAAAUACUCGAGUUCAAACAUCAUAUAUUGAUGAUUACUUGCUGAACAAGGGGACAUAUCAAAUGAAAAAAAUAAUUGUGGAGGGUGUUGAUUUAGAUUUACGUAUGCGAGGCUUUGAGUUUGCUCAUAUAGCCUCCUCAAUACCUUUUGAUUCACCACGACCACUACAUUUGAAAGCAUCUGGAAGGGUCAAAUUUCAAGGUAAAAUCAUGAAAUCUAGCAAUGUUGCUGAUGACAAGAUCAAGGGUGUUCUGCAAAGUAACAUUGACCAAAAUAAGCUUGAGACCAAUGCGUCAAGGCUUGCUGGCAACAUAUCUCUAUCUGGAAUAAAACUCAACCAACUCAUGCUAGCGCCACAGUCUACUGGUUUCCUUUCCAUCUCACGGGAUUCUGUGAUGUUGAAUGCUACUGGCAGGCCUGAUGAAAAUUUUUCCAUAGAAGUGAAUGGACCAUUGUUUUUCACUACGAACGAGGCUAUUCAAGAUGUAAGGCUUCUGUCAAUUUUCCUCCAAAAGGGGCAGCUGAGAUCUAAUAUCUGUUAUCAUCCUGAGAAUUUGUCCAGUCUAGAGGUUCGGAAUUUGCCACUUGAUGAGCUGGAAUUUGCUUCAUUGCGUGGAUUUGUUCAGAAGGCAGAACUUCAGCUUAAUUUCCAGAAAAGAAGAGGUCAUGGUUUGUUAUCAGUAAUUCGUCCCAAAUUUAGUGGCAUGCUUGGUGAAGCACUCGAUAUAGCUGCACGAUGGAGUGGUGAUGUUAUUACUAUGGAAAAAUCUAUCUUGGAGCAAGCUAAUAGCAAGUAUGAGCUUCAAGGGGAGUAUGUUUUCCCCGGAACACGUGAUAGAUUUCCUGUGGAAAGUCAGAGUAAUGGAUUCAUAGAGAAAGCAAUGGGUGGGCAUCUUGGUAGCAUAAUGUCUUCGAUGGGCAGGUGGAGGAUGAGACUAGAGGUUCCUGGCGCUGAAGUAGCUGAAAUGCUUCCUUUAGCAAGGCUUCUUUCACGAAGUACAGACCCAGUUAUUCGUUCUAGAUCAAAGGAACUUUUUAUGCAAUGUCUGCAUUCUGUUGGGUUCAAUGCUGAAAGUCUUCGUGAUCAGCUAAAGGCAUUAGAAAUGUAUCAUGAUUGGUUGGAUGACGACACAAUGGAAGAUAUAACACUUCCUGGCUUAGCUGAACUGAGAGGCUAUUGGCGUGGCUCUCUUGAUGCCAGUGGAGGUGGUAAUGGGGAUACUAUGGCUGAUUUUGAUUUCAACGGUGAAGAUUGGGAAUGGGGAACUUACAAGACCCAGCGUGUUCUCGCAUCUGGUUCAUUCAGCAAUAAUGAUGGCCUGCGUCUUGAUAAAUUGUUUAUUCAGAAAGAUAAUGCCACCCUUCAUGCUGAUGGGUCGAUUCUUGGACCACUAACAAAUCUUCACUUUGCUGUGCUUAACUUCCCAGUUGGUCUUAUACCAGCUUUAGUUCAGGCUAUAGAAUCAUCAACCACAGACUCAAUUCAUUUUCUGAGGCAAUGGUUGACACCCAUUAAAGGUAUUUUGCACAUGGAGGGAGAUUUGAAAGGUACUCUUGCAAAACCAGAAUGUGAUGUUCAAAUAAGGCUGCUUGAUGGCACUAUUGGAGGCAUCGAUCUUGGAAGAGCAGAAGUAUUAGCUUCUGUUACCCCUACAAGCCGUUUUGUAUUUGAUGCUAAUUUUGAACCAACCAUACAAAGUGGACAUGUAAACAUUCAAGGUAGUAUCCCGGUCACUUAUGUAGACAGCAGCUCAACAGAGGAAAGUCUGGAGGAGGAAGAUGGGAAACAAGGUAUCAUAAGAAUCCCUGUUUGGGCAAAAGACAGAGGACCAUCUAAUGAGAUCAGUGAAACAAGAAUUGUGAGAGACAAGACGGAGGAGGGAUGGGAAUUUCAAUUAGCUGAAAGCCUUAAAGGUUUAAGUUGGAACAUGCUAGAACCAGGUGAAGUGAGGAUAAAUGCAGAUAUAAAGGAUGGGGGUAUGAUGUUGAUAACUGCUUUGAGUCCUUAUGCAAACUGGCUUCAAGGCUAUGCUGAUGUUCUCCUCCAGGUUAAAGGCACAGUUGAUCAGCCUGUUGUUGAUGGGUCUGCAACAUUUAACCGAGCGAUUGUGGAUUCUCCUUUCCUUCGGACACCAUUGACGAAUUUUGCUGGUACCAUUCAUGUCAUAUCCAACAGACUAUGCAUCAAUUCCCUGGAAAGCAGGGUUGGGAGGAAAGGGAGAUUGUCAAUCAAAGGGACCCUACCUCUGAAGAACAGUGAGCCUUCUGCCAACGACAAGAUUGAUUUGAAAUGUGAAGUUCUGGACAUACGAGCAAAAAAUAUUUUGAGUGGCCAAGUAGACAGCCAGCUGCAAGUUACAGGCUCAAUUUUGCGACCAGAUGUCUCUGGGAUGAUCCGGUUGAGUCAUGGUGAAGCAUAUUUGCCUCAUGAUAAAGGCAAUGGUGCUGCUGCCACUAGGCUGGCUUCAAAGAAGUCGAGCUAUCUUGCUUCUGGUUUUGACCAAUCAACCACUUCGCAGGAUGUCUCACGCAUUCUGGGUUCACUGUCAGCAUCGCCAGAGAGGGAACAAUCGGACACAGAAAGGGCUCUUGAGCAUGGAAGCUUUAAGCCAAACAUUGAUGCCCGGCUAAAUGACCUAAAGCUUACCUUGGGACCAGAAUUAAGGAUUGUUUAUCCUCUAAUUCUGAAUUUUGCUGUCAGUGGUGAUCUAGAACUUAGCGGGAUGGUUCAUCCAAAGUACAUAAGACCUAAGGGUAUCUUAACAUUUGAAAAUGGUGAGGUCAACCUGGUAGCUACUCAAGUUAGACUAAAAAAUGAUCAUUUAAAUGGGGCAAAAUUUGAACCUGAUCUUGGUUUGGAUCCUGUUCUUGAUCUUGUUCUUGUUGGAUCUGAAUGGCAAUUCAAAAUCCAAAGUCGAGCAAGCAUGUGGCAAGACAAUCUGGUGGUAACAUCAACACGCUCUGUGGACCAGGAUGUUCUGUCACCUAGUGAGGCUGCAAAGGUUUUUGAGUCACAGCUUGCAGAAUCACUAUUAGAAGGUGACGGACAGCUUGCAUUCAAGAAGCUUGCAACUGCAACGCUUGAGACUUUGAUGCCAAGGAUUGAAGGCAAGGGUGAGUUUGGACAGGCACGGUGGCGGCUGGUUUAUGCUCCGCAGAUCCCAAGUUUACUAUCUGUGGACCCAACAGUUGAUCCGCUAAAAUCACUGGCAAACAAUAUCUCUUUUGCCACAGAGGUGGAAGUGCAGCUUGGAAAACGCCUUCAGGCCUCUGUUGUCAGGCAAAUGAAAGAUUCAGAAAUGGCGAUGCAGUGGACGCUGAUAUAUCAGCUAACUAGUAGGCUCCGUGUUCUCUUCCAGUCUACCCCAUCCAAUAGGCUUCUCUUCGAGUACUCAGCAACAUCGCAGGAUUGAUUCAUUUUUUGCCAUUGCCACCACAGCAGGAACCGGGCAUAGCAGCUGUUGUGCUAUACGAAGAUUAGGUGCCCUGAUUAAUUGUUUUUGUAGAUAUGCAAGUUUUGACAAGGGAGUUGUGCGUGUACAUCUGCUCUGUGGUAGUUAAAUUCUUUCUCGGAAACAAAGUUUCUGAGGCUGUGACAAGGGAGUUGUGCGUGUACAUCUGCUCUGUGGUAGUUAAAUUCUUUCUCGGAAACAAAGUUUCUGAGGCUGUAAAUAAUAGGAAGCGAUCUUAGCGUCGGAUGUAAAGAAACACAUGUAUAAAUGAAUUAACUUGCCCGGUCUUUGCUGCAUCGCCGUCCAUAUGUAAAAUUGGCUUUUGUUAUGGACUCGGCUUACAAAA